Molecule: messenger RNA, 570 nt
Organism: Nothobranchius furzeri (turquoise killifish)
Lineage: Eukaryota; Metazoa; Chordata; Actinopteri; Cyprinodontiformes; Nothobranchiidae
Gene: xtbd1
Product: CDKN2A interacting protein N-terminal like
Source: RefSeq, a predicted model, not a curated record
GCUUCACGGAAACCGGAAAUGGUUUAGUUGACUUCCUUCAUUACUGAGAAAAUAUGUCUACGCUGGACGUAGUAGAUUUUAUUCAACAAAACAGAGCUUUGGCCGAUCAGGUUGAAACUUUUCGGGAUUAUUGUGAAAAUGAAAAACACUGGGAGGCCAGGAGAGAGUUUAUCCUCCGGAAUAUUAACGACUUUAACGAGGAGCAGCGGGACCUCCUCCUGUCUCUGUCCAUGGUUUGGGCCAACAACGUAUUCAUGGGAUGUCGGUACAGCAAGGAGCUUCUGGAAAAAGUACAGGAAAUGGCUGAGGGCAUCGUGGUGGAGAACGCACCAAUUUUCAAGACGAGAGAUGAAAUUAUGAAAAAGCAGCAGGGUCGUUGACCGGCAGUCCUAUUGGACCUGUACUGAUGACUCUUUCCUUUUUCAUCCAACUCGACUGUUUUAAGAUUUUAAAAAUGUAUUUUUGAUAAUUUUUAAGCUUUUAUUUUGCCAUCUGAUUUUACAUCUGUAUCAUUGUGAAAAGUCUUUGUUUCAGGUGUUAAGCAAAAAUAAAAUGGAACUUGUUUUUUUC